Messenger RNA from Drosophila sulfurigaster albostrigata, 1519 nucleotides. Its product is annotated as centrosomin-like. The record is from RefSeq and is a predicted model, not a curated record. Bases 89 to 1378 code for a protein of 429 amino acids. NCBI's taxonomy places the organism in Eukaryota, Metazoa, Arthropoda, Insecta, Diptera, Drosophilidae. The transcript is spliced from 2 exons.
UUCUUGUCCAAAGCCACCAACAAAAACAAGAUGUUCCAAGUGCAAUAAGUUUCAUGCACGGAAUGAGAAUUGUCAGUCUGCAACUGUAAUGCGCGUGGGCACCUUGCAACCAAACAUGCCCUUCCUAAAGAAUAUUGUUGUCAGCUCGCACUGUUACGUCGCGUUCAUUGAUUCCGGAAGUGAGGCUAGUAUUGUGCGCAGGUCAGUAGCCAAAGAAAUUAAAGCCGUUCACAGCAAGUGUGCCAUGCAAAUCAGAGGCAUUUGUGGAGGUUCAUGUAUGUCAACCGAAGCUAUACAGUUGGAAAUAGUCAUCGAUGGAAAAAGUGUUUCCGCCAAAGUUUACAUUGUCGAAGAUAAGAUACUCCCAGAAGAUUUUCUGUUGGGCCAAGACGUCAUCGUAAGCGCUAAACUGUCAUUCGAUUUUGAGAAGAUCCAGUCUAGUGUCAACCGAGCAGUACCGAUGUCAGCAGAGCUUCCAUGCGAUAAUUUUCCAGACUUACUUCUUGGUAAUUUCGAGAAACAAGAAGUGAAGGACAAAAUGCGUGCGUUGUUGGAAAAGCUUCGCGCACAAAACGAAACUUCGAUUGCUGAUCUGCAGGCAAUUGGUAGUCAUGAUGAUAAAGAAAUAGUUGAGCUGCAGCAAUUAAUUGAACAGAGGACACAGCAGAUUGAACAGCUGCAAUUGGCGCAAAAUACGUUACGUGUUGAUGCACGGAUCACUGAACUUGAACUGAAGGAAGCACAUCAAAAGAUGGCAGAAAUGGAGGAAGAAUUGACCCAAUACCAACGUAAAGCGGCGCAGCGCUUGGAGGAACUGCAAAAGCUGCAGCAAGAAGAGUUGACUUGCAACUGGGUGGCAUUGACCAAGUACGAGGAGGUUAAGACACAACUUAUCGAGUUGCAGCGUUCCGUUGAGUUUUAUCAAGAAAGUGAAAAGGAACUUAAGCAAACGCUUGUUGAAAAUGAGCUGACUGCACGCUUGCUCAAAAAAGAAGUCGACGAGAGCACUUUACAAGCCUCCAAAGCUAUCGUGGAACGUACAAAAGCAUACAACGACAAAUUACAGCUAGAGAAACGUUUGGAAGAAAUGAAGGUGCAGCUGGCAUUGCUGCAGGACGAGCAAAGACUGCAGCAACAGCAGCAGCAGCAGCAGGAAUAUCCCCAUUGUAGUCGUAUCAAUAGCAUCGAUGCCUCCCAAUCGGGCUACACAUCUGAGGAUGUGCCAUUGCAAUUGGCCAAUAAUAAAGCCAACGCCAACGUAUAUAAAGUAGAUGAUCUUAUUCUGGUCGAGAAUGAGCCGUUUGGCACGGGUACCUCCCGCAAAUUGGAGCCUCGCUAUAAAGGCCAGAUAUCUAGUCGAAGAUUUGCCACAUGUUAAACGAAAGCAGAAACAUUGCAAAUCUGACUACUCUUCCGGCAAAAUGAAACAUUGGUGUCAGCUGCCGCCGGAUGAAUCAGACGAAGAAGACAAUGGCGAGAUCACAGCAAACGACUCUUGCGAGGACGCUGCGAUUUGUCA